Molecule: messenger RNA, 561 nt
Organism: Marchantia polymorpha subsp. ruderalis
Lineage: Eukaryota; Viridiplantae; Streptophyta; Marchantiopsida; Marchantiales; Marchantiaceae
Source: the annotation of a GenBank genome assembly
AUGGUCAAUUCCUUUGAGGGCUUUUCACACAAAUUUGUCGUGGUUUCCACUUGCUAUCGGGGAAUCAAAAGCAGGUGGCCUCAGAAUCAUAGCACAAAGUAUGGCAGUGGAACUUCGGUGGACAAAUUCAACGAAGAACAUGAGGUUAGCUGUCUCUUUGAUUGUUGUGAAUUUUGCAACAUAGCAGACAUCAAACCUAAGAUCGGAACUAUGCAGCCCAAGAAGAGAACAUUCAAGAAGUUCAUCCUUAGGGAUGUAGAUCUAAAUGCAUUCCUGAACAUGAGCUCUGACGAGCUCGUGGAGCUCUUCCAAGUUCGUGCACGUAGAAGUUUCCAAAGGGGUCUCAAGAGGAAGUCCAUGGCCCUUAUCAAGAAGCUUUGCAAGGCUAAACGUGAAGCCUCAACUGGCGAGAAGCUAGAGCUAACCUUCAACCAGGUUGAGAUUAAGCCGGAGAUGAUUAGACACUACUUUGGCGAGUUCUCUAUCUCAUACAAACCAAUGAAGCACGGUAGAUCCCGUAUUGGAGCAACCCACUCUUCCAAGUUUAUCCCACUAAAGUAG